This is a messenger RNA of Lathyrus oleraceus (garden pea), 4541 nucleotides long. RefSeq names its product serine/threonine-protein kinase TIO. Gene Ontology annotation, molecular function: protein binding; ATP binding; protein kinase activity. Lineage: Eukaryota; Viridiplantae; Streptophyta; Magnoliopsida; Fabales; Fabaceae. The coding region runs from base 149 to 4159 and encodes 1336 amino acids. The record is from RefSeq and is a predicted model, not a curated record. Gene Ontology annotation, cellular component: cytoplasm. Gene Ontology annotation, biological process: protein phosphorylation. The transcript is spliced from 22 exons.
AUAAUAACGAGAAAGGGUUGAGUGGAGCGGGAAUAGAAAUUCAAAAUUUGCGAUCUCUGAUUCUUCUCUGUUCUCUCUCCCUCAUCAUUCAACAACAUUCCCAUUUUCAAAUACCUCUCUCUGAGCUCCACAUUCUUCCGAUUCAACAAUGGGUUCUGUGGAGAACUACCACGUGAUAGAGCUAGUCGGCGAGGGCUCCUUCGGCAAAGUCUACAAAGGGAGACGCAAGCACACUGGACAGACUGUUGCGAUGAAGUUCAUAAUGAAGCACGGUAAAACUGAAAAGGAUAUUCACAAUUUGAGGCAAGAAAUCGAGAUAUUAAGGAAGUUGAAGCAUGAAAAUAUUAUUCAAAUGCUUGAUUCUUUUGAAAGCCCACAGGAGUUUUGUGUUGUCACAGAAUUCGCACAAGGUGAGCUAUUUGAGAUUCUUGAGGAUGACAAAUGCCUUCCAGAAGAACAAGUUCAAGCAAUUGCAAAGCAAUUGGUAAGAGCCUUACAUUAUUUGCAUUCCAACCGGAUCAUCCAUCGUGAUAUGAAGCCGCAAAAUAUCCUCAUUGGUUCCGAAUCUAUUGUCAAGCUUUGUGAUUUUGGGUUUGCACGUGCGAUGUCCACAAACACAGUUGUUUUGCGAUCUAUAAAAGGCACUCCAUUAUACAUGGCUCCAGAACUUGUCCGUGAACAACCUUACAACCACACAGUAGAUUUAUGGUCUCUUGGUGUUAUAUUGUAUGAGUUAUUUGUAGGCCAACCACCAUUUUACACAAACUCUGUUUAUGCUCUCAUCAGACACAUUGUUAAGGAUCCGGUUAAAUAUCCUGAUAGCAUGACUCCAAGCUUCAAAAGCUUUUUAAAGGGUUUGCUUAACAAGGCACCAGAAAGUCGACUAACUUGGCCUGCUCUUCUUGAACACCCAUUUGUUAAAGAAACUAACAACGAAAUUGAGGACAGGGAACUGCAUGAGAAAAGUGGUUCGCCAAAGGACAGUGAUACAACACAGAGGGUUGACAGAAAAACCAUUCAAACUUCAACAGGAAAAAACAAUCACAAAACAGGUUUGACAGAGCAUAUUUCUUCACCACUUCAGAAUGAAGCUCAGUUAAAUGGUCCUAACAUGAACAAAACCAAUUCUAAAGUGCUUGAUGAGUCUCCUGGAUUUUCAAACCAAAAUGAUGUAGCAGAGUCAGGCUGCCAAAGACUGGACAGACUUGAAAGUAACUCUCGCACUGUUAAAGGUGCAAAAGUAAUUGGUCAAGACAAUGAAGCAUAUGGAUUUGUUCUACAACCCCUGAAAAGAUGGUCGAAGGGAUCUCAAAAUAUUUGCAGUGAUCAGGAUCUUCCUGCUUCAAACCAGUCACUAAGAAUUCUCUCAAAUCUAGUUGAUGCCGGUGUCUUCAAUUCUACUGGACAAAUAGACGAACUCAUAAGUGAGCUUCUUUUGUUUACCAGAUCUGUUGUAGCAAUGAAGUCUGCUGAAGUUUUUGACCUGUUAACAAAGGGUUUCUCGAUCACCAAAGUUUUGCUAGAUAUUGGUGGGAAAUUCUGUUCAAACUCAUAUGCAAACCACUGGGUUGAAUUGGUUGAAAUCUAUUCUCAGGUUGUAACUUCUACAAAUGAUGCAUCUGGAAGAGUUCUGUAUGAGUCUAGUGCUUGCAUUACAGUCAUGUUGUCUAAAGUUGCUCAGGUGCUUAAAUCAUCUCAAAUUUCAAGCUCAGAGACACUGAACGAAACAGCUAACAGAAUUAUAGAGCAUGCGAAAACAUCUGGUUUAAUUGACCAUUUGUGCUCGUGCUUAGCGACUUCAGGUUCAGGUCUUAUUGCAGGUUCUUCCAAUAUGCUACGGGCUGCUUCUGAAGCAUGCAGGGCUGCGUGGUCUUUGAUUAAUGCUCUGGAUGUCCUUUUUAAGAGAAAUAGUGCCAUUUUGUUUCCCAUCAGUGCAUUGCAGAGGACGGAAAUUAUGGAUCACAGACAAGAUCCCUUGUUUGAUGAAGAAUCAACAAAAAUGGUUGAUGUAAUCACAAGAGCAUUCCUGAGAUCCAAAGCUGUUCAGGUUGCCAUGUACUAUUGUUUUCACCAAAGGAUUGAGUCUGCAAUGAUUUGUGGUCUUCAGCUUUUGUCAAGGUGCUGCCUCCAUAGUGGAAUUGUUCCAUCUGCCCUUUGUGGUCUGCCCAGUUCCCUUCCUUUAACUACUGUUGUAAGUGGUGGUGGUGAUGGAACUAUUGUUUCAGAGAUUUUCUCAGUUUUGUCAAUAUGCAGUUCCUCUCUCAACAAAGAUGCACCCAUGGUAGAACCAAGUAACACUAAAUGCAAAUUAGCAAAUCCUUCUGCUCUGAUUCGUCAUUCAUGUACCAUUCUCACAAUAAUUGCACAAUGUUUUAAGUCAGCUGGUAGAAAUUCUGCAAUUUUUAUGCUCACCACCUCACCAAAGAAGCAGCUUGCCCGACUCUCAGUUCUUGCUCAUCACGUUUCUUAUGAUGAUAAAACAAAAGCCUCUUUCCAACUUCAAAGUGCAUCAGCCAUGUUGGCUCUUGCAUCCAUUCUUUCCCUCGAAUCUGGAACUUCUGUUGAGUCUUCAAUAUCCGAAAUUGCUAUGCCCUUAAUUCCUCGAACUUCUACACUAAGUGACUAUCUUAAAUUUUCAUCAGGAAAUGAAAAUGAACUGGACCCUGGAAAUUUUAAUGGGAAGCUCCCAUAUUGGCUAGCGGUAAAAGAUGGGUGUGUUGGUCUUUUAGAUUCCAAACUCAAGUGGGGAGGACCAUUAGCUGUUCAGCAGUUGUGUGCAAGUGGUAUACCUCUUCUUCUUAUCGGCUUAUUAAGCAACGGGUUUUUAAAUGCUUCUCAAGAAAAAGAGGGCCUAAAUGAUAAAGUUGGAUUGUCUCCUAUCGGUGUUGUGUGCACAGUUUCAUCAUUAUGUCAUUGUCUCUCUGGCGGCGCUUUGAUUUUUCGUCAGAUUUUGAUUAGGAAUGAACAUGUUAAGCUCAUAUCCAACUUAAUAUGUGAUGUUCAUCUUAAGUUGAUAAAAUGCUGGACCGGACCUGGUGGAGGGAGAGCAGGAGUCCGAGAUCUAAUAAAUGCAGUCAUAGAUCUCUUAGCAUUUCCUUUUGUUGCUCUUCAAAAUGCACCAGGCUUGCCAUCGGCCACUGCUUCUGUUAGCAGUGGGUUUCUUCUUAAUGUUGGUUCCCCUGGUCAGAGAGUAUGCAUGGAAGACAAGGAUACAGUUAAGGCAAUAGAAGAAGACAUGGGAAAAUACAUUAAGAUCCUUAUGGAGGUUGGUGUGCCUAGUAUUAUCCUUCGAUGCCUAGAUCAUAUGGAAUUGAAUGAUAUGGGUAGGCCUGUGGCCUUUCUUGCUAAAAUGGUGUGCCAACGACCUUUAGCAGUCCAACUUGUGAGUAAAGGUCUUUUGGAUCCAAAUAGGAUGAAAAGGUUGUUUGACCUUUCGGGACCAAAAGAGGUUAUGCUGGAUGCUCUUAUGAUCAUUUCUGAUCUUGCUCGUAUGGACAAGGGAUUCUAUGAGUACAUUAAAGGUGCUUCUGUUUUGGAGUUCUUAAAAAGUUUUCUUUCACAUGAGGAUCCGAAUGUGCGUGCCAAAGCUUGCAGUGCUCUUGGAAACAUGUGCCGUCACAGUGCCUUUUUUUACAGUUCUCUUGCAAGAUAUCAAAUCGUUAGUAUCCUUAUUGACCGAUGCUCUGAUCCAGACAAACGAACAAGGAAGUUUGCUUGUUUUGCUAUUGGAAAUGCGGCUUACCACAAUGAUGUGCUGUAUGAAGAGCUGAGGAGGUCGAUUCCUCAUCUGGCAAAUUUGUUGCAAAAAGCAGAGGAGGACAAGACCAAGGCAAAUGCAGCAGGUGCACUUAGCAAUCUGGUUCGCAACUCUGACAGACUUUGUGAAGACAUUGUGUCUAAAGGAGCGGUUCAGUCUCUCCUGAAGUUAAUUUCCGAUUAUGCGGCAUCAGCACUAAACCCAAGCAGAAAUGAUUCAACAAACGAGUCUCCUUUAAAGAUUGCUCUCUUUUCCCUUGCAAAGAUGUGUGCCCAUCCGCUCUGCAGACAGUUCAUCCGUUCAUCACCUUUGUUCCCUGUAAUUGGAAGACUUCAGCAGUCUCCAGAAUCAUCCAUUGCCAAAUAUGUAUCAGUGAUCAUUAACAAAGUUGCUGAACCGUAAUGUUCGAAGUCUCGAUGAUGGUUGUACUGCAAUUUUGAUUGACUUCCACUGAAGUCAUUCUGUUCACCCUUGAAUAUUUGUAAGUAGACUGUAAAACUGCAUAUAUCCCUAGACUUAUAGUAUAAUAGCAACAUCGACCCUAUGGAGAAAGGACAGACACAAGAUAUACGUUCCACACCGCAAACUAAUAGCCAAUGCAAAAUUUCUUGCUUGACAACCUAAAGAAACAAAACAAAUGACUCCAUCUAACUGCUCCGACACCAAAGAGGAUCUGUCCAUUGAUUAAUUCUGCAGUCAAAGCUUCUUAUCUUUGUAUUUUUGCCAUAACCAUAAUGUCUUAAAAAUUUCCAUAAAAAAUAGUUAAAAACUUUUUGCCGAACUA